Lycium barbarum (goji berry) is the source of this 840-nucleotide messenger RNA. RefSeq names its product GDSL esterase/lipase At1g29660-like. The transcript has 5 exons. Bases 1 to 840 code for a protein of 279 amino acids. Gene Ontology annotation, molecular function: hydrolase activity, acting on ester bonds. The record is from RefSeq and is a predicted model, not a curated record. Lineage: Eukaryota; Viridiplantae; Streptophyta; Magnoliopsida; Solanales; Solanaceae.
AUGGGGUAUGUCUUGAGCAAUGAAUCUUGGGUACUAAAGGAGGUCUAUGAUGCAUCUCAACCUGGUCCCUCCACCAAAUUGAAAAAAUCAGAUCCUUCUGUCGUCUCUGCUGAAUGUUAUGCAGACCUUCUCUCCAAACUUUCCUCUAUGGAUGCGAAGAUUGAGUCCAUCAAAGACUUAAUUGCAUCCACUUUGUUUCAAGUCGAUAAAAUUCGUGAUACGACAAAGGAAACGGGUACUGAUGUCUCUAAGCUGCGGGUUAAACUGGAUGAUGUGAUAAAGGAAGCUGUCAAAUUGUCCGCCAAGCUUCAAGCCAGUGUUGGCGCCAUGCCUGAACGUCUCACUACUCCGUUGACUGAAAUGAAGGAUGCUAUUCUAUAUGAUUAUCUACCUUAUGGAGUUGACUUCGCUGAUGGUCCUACUGGUCGAUACACCAAUGGCCGGAAUAUGGCUGACUUACUAGCCGAACACCUUGGUUUUGAUCACUACAUUCCACCUUUUGCAAGUGCAACUGGUGAUGAGUUAUUGCAAGGGGUGAAUUAUGCAUCUGGUUAUGCUGGAAUUCGCAACGAAACAGGAAGUCAUGUUGGCGAUCGGAUUUACUUGGGCAAGCAAUUGCAAAAUCAUAAAGUCACAAUUUCUCGUAUUGCUGAUCUACUGGGGAAUGCACCCUCAGCCAAAAAGUACUUGAAUAAGUGCCUUUUCAUUGUGGGAAUAGGUAACAAUGACUACAUCAAUAAUUUUCUCUUGCCAGAUAUAUACCCAACAAGUCAUUUGUACAGACCAAGUCAGUACGCAAAAAUCUUGAUAGAACAGUACUCCCAUCAAUUAAAGGUUUGA